UGAUACGACGGCUCAACAGACAGCAAGGCUAUGAGAAUAUAAAUCUUCAUUAUAUAAUAAUAUCACGAGAAUCGUGAUGCAAAAGCUGCAGGAACGAGUACACGCUUAAGUGUCUCGAGCACUGCUCUGUGUCGUUGACUGCUGUUGGCUGUUACGGAAACCUUUGAAAAGUGGAAAUCCCACAAAAACGUCCGUUAAAAAUGGAGAGAGAACCAGUCAGCAAAUUUUCCCAAUUGAAGGCGAUGAUAUCUAGGAAUAUCAUAUUGAAAAAACGAGCCGGAAGAAAAACCAUAGCCGAAUGCCUUAUGCCUAUUUGGUUCUUGGUUUUUUUGGUGCUUUUAAAAUCACUACUACUAGAUCCGAAUUUCGACCCCAUUUUUACGGAACCUGCAGAUACACCGAUAGGACUUGAUUUCGCCAUAAACCAAUUAAACGAAAAUACAUCAUAUACGCUAUACAUCGUUCCAAAUACAUCGGAAACCCGUAGGUUUGCUGACCUUAUGCAAGAAUACUGGUCGUCGGAAAUCAGUUGGCCACUUCCUGGACAAGGACCAUUCCUGCCGUUGAGUUUUGUUUUUCUCGAAACGGAGGAGGAGCUGGUGGCAACCUACGCAAACGAUACACUGACAAUUCCAGUCAAGCUGGCUAUAGUUUUUGAUGAAAAUCCAUUACGGAAAAUGUCUUACACUGUUCGGAACCAUCCAGAUUUAGCGCCGCUAGCACUUCCUAGUAGGCUUUAUGCGGCUGGUGACGCCUGCAGAAAUCCAAACGCAAGCGCCAUUUAUCCAGAAUACAACGCAUUUGGCAGCUGUCCGAUCAACUCUUACUUCUUCAGCAACUUUUUGAUUGUACAAAGCAUUGUAGAGGGGACGUGGUUAAAGUUUAAAAUGCCGGAUGUGGAAGUUCCCGUCCCCGUUUAUCUCAAACACUUUACUAUGCAACUGUUCCCUAAAGGUCCCUAUAUUGACGAAUCUUCGCUUCUGGUGCUUCGCUACCUCGUCCCAUUUUAUAUGGUUCUUUCGCUCUCCCAAUUCAUCCUGUAUUUACUAACAGUGAUUGUUGGCGAGAAAGAAAAAAAAAUCAAGGAAGGGUUACGUAUGAUGGGCCUUAGCGAUUCCGUUUAUUGGCUGUCGUGGUUCCUCGUUUACAUGGUAUUCGUCAUUGUUUUGACUUUAGUUGCAACUGGUGUGCUUUACGGAAUGAAAGUCUUCCAAAAAUCGAACGUGGGACUGAUCUAUCUUUUGUUCAUUCUUUACGACAUUUCGAUCCUCAUGCUAGCCUUUUUAAUGACAACGUUCUUUGAUAAAGCUAGAGUAGCUGGAAUUUUUGGUGCUAUGGCAGUUUCUUUCUUGAACUUGUUUUACUAUAUUCAAGUAGCAACGGGAGACGCGACGCCGACGUGGCUUUAUUGGUUUUUAGGGCUGAUCUCCCCAACUGGUUUUGCGUUAGGGAUGGAUAAGGCUUUACUGCUAGAAAUCACAACACCGAAUGGCGUAACUGUGGAUUCCUUGUGGGAGGUACCGGGUCUUCCCCUUGCUGGCUCAUACAUUAUGCUCAGCUUUGAUAUUGUCUUUUAUUUUUUACUGGCCUACUACCUCGAUAACGUUCUACCAAGUGAAUUUGGCGCCAAACGAUCUCCAUAUUUCUUUUUGCUCCCGUCAUUUUGGCGUAAGUCGCAAAAGAAAAACAACACUGAUGGUCAAAUCAACCACGGCUUUGGCAGUGACGAUGAUUCUGCAGGAAAUGAAGACCUUGAGGCGAUUCCUGAAUCGUUGCGGGGCAAAGAAGUAUUGAGAAUUCGAGGCCUUACGAAAACAUUUCAAUCUUUCCGUAGACCAAAGAUGACGGCUGUGAAUGGCUUGAAUCUUGAUGUGUACGAGGGGCAAAUAACAGCCAUUCUGGGACACAAUGGGGCAGGAAAAACUACGCUUUUCAACAUGCUAACUGGCAUGACAUCACCUACCAAAGGGUCUGCAUUUUUAUAUGGAUAUGACCUCAGUGACUCGAACCAACUAGAAGAAAUUCGUCGCAUGACCGGUAUUUGCCCGCAACAUGAUGUACUUUUCGAUUUACUGACACCAGUUGAGCACCUCGCUUUCUAUGCUAAAAUCCGAGGAGUCAGGGAGGAUUUAUUGAACGAUGAAGUAGAAAAGGCUCUGAAAGAUAUUGACUUAACUUCUAAAAGGAAUACCCCAGCCGGAAAACUUAGUGGCGGACAGAAAAGGAAGCUUUCGAUCGGCAUCGCCUUAAUUGGAGACCCUAAGAUUGUAUUUUUGGAUGAACCAACAGCUGGAGUGGAUCCUUAUUCCAGGCGUCACCUCUGGUCGCUUUUACAGGAACGAAAAGCCAACAAGGUGAUUCUGCUGACGACCCAUUUUAUGGACGAAGCUGAUCUACUAGCAGAUCGCAAGGCUAUUGUUAGUAAAGGAAAAUUGCGCUGCAUGGGAUCUUCCCUCUUUCUUAAAAAUCGGUUUGGCGUUGGUUAUCAUCUCACAUUCGUCUUGAACGAGUCUUUCCGUGACACGGACGCUGUCCGCAAAUUAGUAGAAAGCUACGUCGAGACGGCCAAAUUUAACCGCCAUUAUGGCCGCGAACUAAGUUACGUUCUACCGCGCCAGUGUGUCGCUUCUUUCCCACCGCUCUUUUCCAAAUUGGAAUCUCUCGUCCAUUCAGGAGAAGCUAACGAAAUGGGGUUUAACUCCUACGGUGUUUCCAUGACAACUUUGGAAGAGGUAUUCUUGAAACUUGGCGAAGAAGCUGAACUUGCAGAAGAAGCUAUAGAAUUAGCGGCAAUGAAAUCCAAAGGAGAAGAUGAGAAUAAUCCCAACGCAACUUGGGAACUGCUCAACAAGCUAGAUGUCCCGAUACGAGAGUCGCACAGAGGCCAGACUCUAAGAGCCCUUUUGAAAGUUCGUGGUAUGAAUAUGAUUCGAGACCCUAUGGCUGUGUUCUUUCAGGUCGUUAUGCCAGUUGUCUUCGCUGCCUUGGGCAUUUGGCUCGGCACGCUCGCCAUCGGAAGCACAGUAGAGGAAAAGCGUUCAUUCAAUUUUGAUUUGUACGGAGGUCAACUUGAUUCGUCCUCAUUGCUAUACUCGGAGAUGGAAGACACUGGGAUGUCCUCGUUCUGGACAGAAUAUGUGCAGUUUAAUGGUUUCAAUUUAGAACCAUAUUCCGGGGAUUUCCCCGAUAUUCUUAAUCUCUUUUUAAAGAAUCAAACGUCGCACUGGGCUGCGGUUGACACGCAAGAAACCUAUUCGUUAGAUAGGUUGAAUGAAACUUGGUUCGAAGGAACGUUGCCGGAAAACGUGAACAAUCCGUUUCCCUACAAGCAUACCCGGCUGCGUCUUAAUGACACUCUGAUCCAUAUCCCGCCAUUGAUGAUAAACUCUAUUUCGAACGCCCUUCUACAGUUACACAAUGUAGCAGAAAACAUUUCGUUAUCAGUUCAUCCACUACCGUAUACUAGUCCACCAGGUAGUGGUUUCGAUCCAGGAUCUUUUACGUCUGCAAUGUUUAUUGGCAUGUUGUUUGUUUUGGCUCCGUCAGCUCUUGCAUGCGAAGUUGUUCUUGAUCGUGAGAUCCAUGCAAAAAAUCUUUUGCGCGUUAACGGCUUGACUUUCGGUCAGUACUAUGGCAGCUUCUUCAUCGUGCUUGGGUCUAUGAUGGUGACUACCUGCAUUUUGAUUCUCUUACUCAUCUUCGCGUUCCACCUGCAGGCCUUAAUUACUCCGGUGGCUAUUAGCCUCUUAGCCAUUCUUUAUAUUCUAUUUUGCCCAGCUGGAAUUUUAUUUGCAACCUGUUGCUCCUAUCUCUUCAAAACCUUGGAAUCAGCCCAGUCGAUUUUUCCGAACGUCUCGACUAUCAUCGGUUUCAUCCCUUUUCUUGCUGUGAUCUUGUGUGAUAUGUUUCAAACAGGAGGGUCGACGGAAUUGGCGUCUGCACUGCAUAUAGGAUUCUGUUUCAUCGAUGUUCUCUACAUCCCUUAUGGAAUUUUAUAUUACGUCAAUCGGAUCUACUAUCUUUGUCUCUUGACACCCAACGUUGGAGAGAAUCCCGUAGACUUUUGUAAUAACUUGUCCUGGAGCGACUACAUGACUCCUGAAAUAGUAGCAAUCUUUGCGGCGCUGAUAAUUCACAUCUCAGUUUACUAUUUCCUCCUCAUCAUUAUUGACAUCAAACACGCUGGCGGUUCCGCUAGAGACGCAUUUUCUUGUUUUAAGCAAUCCAAGCCAAUGAGAAGCCAAAUGGACAGCAACGCACUUGUAGCAGAGGAAUACAUAGGUGGAGGAGAUAGCGACGUCCAAGCAGAAAAUCUACGAGUUCAGAAAAUUUUGUACGACCCACACACAAGGCCCGAAGAGACACCUGUCGUAUUAAUACAAGGUCUACAUAAAAACUAUUAUAGCACUGCUGGCAACUCAUCUGGGGGAUGUCGCAGAGGUGUAAAAACAAACGCGUCGGUCAAUCCGGCCGUCAAUUACAUGUCUUUUGCAGUACAGUCUGGCGAAGUGUUCGGACUCCUCGGUCAUAAUGGAGCUGGAAAAACUACAACGAUGAAAGUCAUUACAGCUGAAGAAGCUCCCACUAGUGGAAGGGUUCAAGUUGAUGGACACGACAUCGUCUCCAAUCAAUCGGAUGCUUUUCAAGCCUUAGGCUACUGCCCACAGCAUGAUGCUUUAUGGCGGAAUAUCACGGUUCGGGAGCACAUGGAAGCCUAUGCAAAUAUUCGCGGAAUAGACCCAUCCCAUAUUACCCGAAUUGUGGACCUAUUCCUGUCCGGUUUACAAAUAAAACAACAUGCGGAUAAAUACGCGAAAAACUGUUCGGGUGGCACUAGACGAAAGCUGAGUUAUGCCUUAUCCAUGCUCGGUCGCCCGGCUAUUGUUCUGAUGGAUGAACCAAGCACUGGAAUGGAUCCACAGUCUAAACGCUUCCUUUGGAAUACUAUCUCCGCUUCAUUUCAAGGUAAAAGAGGUGCCAUACUGACGACACAUUCGAUGGAAGAGGCCGAUGCGCUCUGCUCCCGAUUGGGAAUCAUGGUUAAGGGUGAACUUAGGUGUAUUGGUACUGGACAACAUUUAAAGAAUCGUUAUGGGAGCGGUUACCUGCUUGAACUCAAACUUAAAAGUUUAAGUUCAGAGACGAGCGGAUCAGCAUCCUUUACUGACGUAGACACCUCCCGAGCUCAGCGAAAAGAAAACUUGAUCCAAUUCAUUAAUAGCCUUUUUACUUCCGCUCACGUACAAGAGAGUUUUGAAGAUAGGGUCAUUUUCGGUAUAGCUCAGGACAACAUAUCUUCACUCGCUGAAACGUUCCAAGCUUUAGAAAAAGCUCGUGAAAAUCUAUCAAUAGAGGAAUAUAGUUUCAGCCAAACCACGCUGGAGCAAGUUUUCAUCAAAUUCGCUCACGAACAAGAAGAAGUAGAUGAAUAGAAAAAGAUUAGAAUGUUAAGCAGAUGCAACUAUAAAUUGUUUAUUACCUUUAGUUGUUUUC
Molecule: messenger RNA, 5493 nt
Organism: Daphnia carinata
Lineage: Eukaryota; Metazoa; Arthropoda; Branchiopoda; Diplostraca; Daphniidae
Product: ABC-type organic anion transporter ABCA8-like
Exons: 35
Coding region: 201-5432 (1743 amino acids)
Biological process (GO): transmembrane transport; lipid transport
Cellular component (GO): membrane; intracellular membrane-bounded organelle
Molecular function (GO): ATP binding; lipid carrier activity; ABC-type transporter activity
Source: RefSeq, a predicted model, not a curated record